Messenger RNA from Uncinocarpus reesii 1704, 813 nucleotides. RefSeq lists its product as uncharacterized. Gene Ontology annotation, cellular component: cytosol. The transcript is spliced from 5 exons. The record is from RefSeq and is a predicted model, not a curated record. Gene Ontology annotation, molecular function: oxidoreductase activity. NCBI's taxonomy places the organism in Eukaryota, Fungi, Ascomycota, Eurotiomycetes, Onygenales, Onygenaceae. The coding region runs from base 1 to 813 and encodes 270 amino acids.
AUGGCUACAGCAAUGGGGAAACGCCUGGAGGGAAAGACGAUUCUGAUAACCGGCGCCUCGUCCGGGAUUGGGAAAAGCACAGCGCUGGAAUUCGCCCGCACGUCGCCGAAGAAUCUCAAACUGGUUAUCACCGCGCGCAGAUUCGACUCCUUGAAGGCGGUCGCCCAAGAGAUCAAAGAUGAAGUUGGAGAGGGGGUGCAAGUUUUCCCGUGCCAAUUGGACGUCAGCAAACCGGAGGAGAUCAAUAAAUUCGUGGAGUCGCUGCCCGCAGAGUUUCGGGAAAUCGACGUGCUCGUCAACAAUGCAGGGCUUGUCAAAGGCGUCGCAAAAGCUCCUCAAAUCGAGACGGAGGACGUCAAGAUCAUGUUCGACACAAAUGUCACAGGAUUGAUAAACAUGACCCAAGCGAUACUGCCGAUUUUCCAGAAGCGGCCAAACGGUGGCUCCGGCGAUAUCAUCAACAUUGGGAGCAUCGCUGGACGAGAGGCAUACCCAGGGGGCAGCAUCUACUGUGCAACAAAGGCCGCUGUUCGCAGCUUCACAGAUGCCCUCCGGAAAGAGCUGAUCGCGACGAGAAUUCGAGUCAUUGAAAUUGAUCCCGGCCAGGUGGAGACUGAGUUUUCCAUUGUCCGGUUCUACGGGGACAAAGCCAAAGCGGAUGCGGUAUAUGCCGGAUGCGACCCUCUCACACCUGACGACAUUGCCGAAGUCAUCGUCUUCACCGCUGGCCGGCCAGAGAAUGUGGUCAUAGCAGACACCCUUAUCUACCCUCAGCAUCAGGCAUCCCCGACGGCCAUGCACCGCCGCUCAUAA